CUUGAUAUCUUCGAGUAUCGCUCGUCCACCGGACCAUGUCUCGCUUGUUCCCAAACGUAGUGUCAUCUGUUACGAGCCCACGGACCCUGGUUCUGUGUUUACCAUCAGAGCAGUUCGGAUGGUGUAAGCAGUACGCAGAGGAAGGGUAUAACGUCUUGCACUUAGUGGUUGGACCCAACGGAAAUGUUGACGAUGGAGGAGCUGCUGCCUGGAACGAUGUGGAUACCACCAGCCCCUGGGUUUUGAUUACUUAUGGCGCUACUGUUGCGACCAUCGCAGGGCUGUCGACCUUCGUACGCGACCGUAGUUACACCUUGCGAGCCUGCGUGCACUACUGUCCAUUGGUGGAGAACCCGGAAGAACUGAUGUUCAGGGUUAAUUCAAAUUCCAUCUUAGUACAUCUUGCGGAAGAACAACGCUCACUCCUUGAAGCCUUAAAGUUUCUCCUAGGGACUCGUGGAUGCAAUUCGGCGGGUUUCCCGAUCAUUGAUGUUUAUACCUACCCUUCCGUGCCAACAAGUCCCCCGUUCCCAUUUUCGAUGCAGCCUCCGUCGUUAGUCAACAAAAGCGAGGCAUCCACAGUUGACCCAUAUAUACGCUCGGCUACUGGAGUUGCGUACACGAGGACCCUGAGACUUCUGAGACGCGAACUAGGUCCGCAUUUUGAUCUUGAGAAGCUGUGGGAGAACCACACGUACUUCGAAUUUGUUGAGCGGGAUGCACCAAAGACAAUGGCUACUAUGGUUCAAACGCCCUACGUGAACCACAUACCUACUCUCACCGGUGGUGUUGGGUACGAUGAUCUGGCACGUUUUUACAAGUAUCACUUCACUACCGUCAGAGUUACACCUCCGGAUACUGAGAUGCUUACGAUUUCGCGCACGGUCGGCUCGGACAGGCUCAUCGAUGAAAUGAUCUUCAAAUGCACGCACACAACGGAGAUCGAUUGGCUCGUGCCAGGUGUACCUCCGACAGGGAGGCCGCUUGAGAUUGCGCUCGUCGGAGUAGUGGCGUUUCGUGGAGACAAGUUGACCUUCGAAUACUGGGAUCAAGGUACUUGGCUCUGCGUACUAUGUGUACUCGGUUUGCUCGACCCUAAAUUGCUUCCUGUUGCCGGUGCGGAGGCAGCGAGGAAGGCUAUGGAUCCUUUCGCCAUUCCGUCUAAUGGGUUAAUGUCACGAUGGAAAACUAGCGAGGGUUUGGACAUCAAUUAGGCGUGUACGUACACCAAUACCGCAGAAUGUGAUAGCGUCAUCAAGGGCGUCGAGAUGCAUACAUGCAUAUCAU
Messenger RNA from Punctularia strigosozonata HHB-11173 SS5, 1287 nucleotides. RefSeq lists its product as uncharacterized. Lineage: Eukaryota; Fungi; Basidiomycota; Agaricomycetes; Corticiales; Punctulariaceae. Gene Ontology annotation, biological process: polyketide metabolic process. The record is from RefSeq and is a predicted model, not a curated record. Bases 36 to 1214 code for a protein of 392 amino acids. The transcript is spliced from 14 exons.